CGUUCGAUUUUAUUUCGGGUAGCGGAGGAGAGCGACCUAAGGACACCGUACAAGUAGAACGCGGCUGCGUGUGGAGAAGAACGAAGCGGCGGAGCAAUGGCCGGGCAGGACACGACGCCGAGCACCAAGGCGGCGGCGCCACCGGCGACCAUCCGCCUCGUCAACUUCAUCUCCGAGGACCAGCUCGAUGAGGUGAAGCGGACGCGAGGGGAGCGGGUAGAGGACGGCACCGCGCAGCGCGACAAGCCUCUCUUUCAGAUCCUACAGGAGAACAAGGAGAAGAAGGACGCAGAGUUCAACGAGCGGUUCAAGCACAGACCUCCAAAAGCCUUGGAUGAGGAUGAGACCGAGUUUCUCGAAAAAUUAGCAUUGUCAAGGAGGGAAUAUGAACAGCAGGUGGCCAAUGAAGAAGAAGAAGAACUCCGCAGUUUCCAUGAGGCUGUAGCUGCCCAGUCCAAUAUUGUUCUUGAAGUAGAGAUUCCUACAGUCUCUAGACCUGAGUUGUUAACUGCCCCUCCUCAGGAGAGCAGGCCUAAGCCACCUAUGAAGAGGAACCAGCCUGCACUCCUGAAAAAUGUAAUAAUUUCUGUGAAGCCGCAAGCCAAGAAACCGAAGGUUGACCCGGAUGUUAAGCCUGCUCCCAAGAAGCAGUCUUCAAAUGGGCAUGACGCAGACCAAAAGCCACCAGAUGACAGUAAGGGCACGCUGGGCUCUCUGGUGGCUUAUGACGACGAUGAAAGUGGUGAUGAUGAAGAUUGACAAUGGUGUUUCAGAAUUCAGGUAUGGAUGCCACAAGCUUACCAGAAGAUAUGCAUUGGAGCAGCAGCCUGCGGGGUUUGCUUGACAAGAGGCAAAAUAGACUUCUCUUGCAGUCCAUAUGCAUCAAAAGCCUCCGCUGAAUUUUCCCUGUAUGUACUGUCGAAGCCCAAGACAGUAGUAAUGAUAACGGUACGUCGGUACCACUAGUUUGUAAAACUCUGUAGCAAGCACUUGCAUUUAUCUGAUCAGCCGAUGUUUCCCAUGGAUUGCUAGAGGAUUGGAGAUAGGUUUAGCUGACCCAUUGGUUGGUUGCUGCAUCAACCAGAUAUGAACAUGUACCAUGACAGAAUGUGUGGAUCAAUUUGUCAGCCUCAAGCUUGAAGUGCGA
Molecule: messenger RNA, 1147 nt
Organism: Phragmites australis (common reed)
Lineage: Eukaryota; Viridiplantae; Streptophyta; Magnoliopsida; Poales; Poaceae
Exons: 7
Coding region: 97-759 (220 amino acids)
Cellular component (GO): nucleus
Source: RefSeq, a predicted model, not a curated record